AUGGCCACCAUAAUAACCCACACCCAACCAUCACGUCUCCACCGCUUCCAACAAGCAAUGUCAAGUGUAUACGGAGAUCUCUCCACCAUCACAGACCCAUCGAACUGGACCCCCCCUCCCAAAUCCGGCGGCCAUCGCGGCCGAUAUCUCUGGACAGACGCCUUCGGCGUCCUCAACUUCCUCACCCUCCACCAGGAAACAAACGCACUCGCUCCAACCGGCUCCAAAGACGACAAAUACCUAAUCCUCGCUCGCCGUCUCGUCGACACAGUCCACAACAUCCUCGGCCGCACGCGCGAUGGCACCGCUCGUCUCCCCGGCGCAACAGACCAAGAGCCCCUCUGGGGCGGAUUACGAAUUGGCAAAAUGGACGAACGAGGCCCCGACGGAGACGGCCAGUAUCAUCAUUAUCUGACGAUAUGGAUGUUCGCUCUAAACCGCGUAUCGCUCGCGAGCGGUGAUCCGCAAUAUAACCGUCUGGCGGUGCAGCUGGCGGAGGCGAUUCAUCCGCGGUUUUUCAUUAAUCGCAAAUCAACCAGGCCGCGAAUGGUUUGGAAGAUGGCGAUGGAUCUGUCGAUUCCGUUGGUUUCGUCAGAGGGGAAUCUAGAUCCGAUUGAUGGGUAUGUGGUGUUUAGGCUCCUGCAGGCUGCGGCUAUGGAGAUGAAUGAGGGGAAGAAGCUUGAUGAGGAGAUUGGGGAUUAUAAACGUGUGAUGGAGAGAAAGGGGGAGCAUUUCGUCUCGAGUGAUCCAUUGGAUUUGGGAAUGACGCUGUGGACGGCGCAUUGGUUUGCGGAUAGGGAGGAGUGGGCGACGAGGUUGACGGGGAGGUGUUUUGAGCAGAUUUACGAACUAUUCGAAAUCGACCGAUAUCUAGAACGAAACAUCAGAUAUCGUCUCGCAUUCCGCGAAUUCGGCACCGCGCUAGGCAUCAGAUGCCAAUCUGAACGAACCGCAGACGACAAAGAGCGUACUAAGGAUUUGACCAGCUACGCGGAUGCAAUUGUUGACGUCUGGGAUCCGUAUAUGGAUGUGUCCUUGUCGGACGGGUUUGAUGAGGAUGAUCUUAGACCUAUCACGAGGGUGAUGUAUGCGACGGCGUUGAUUCCGGGAGGUAAGUCUACGUCUACUUUGGUCCUUGGAUACCUGGAUACUUUGUUAUGCUCCGUCAAGUGGGAUAGCAUGUGUGCUCAUCGUUCUAUUUUAGCAUUUCGAUCUGGGUAUCUGGGUCCGGAACCGAAGACGAUUCCUUAG
Molecule: messenger RNA, 1251 nt
Organism: Paecilomyces variotii
Lineage: Eukaryota; Fungi; Ascomycota; Eurotiomycetes; Eurotiales; Thermoascaceae
Exons: 2
Coding region: 1-1251 (416 amino acids)
Source: RefSeq, a predicted model, not a curated record